Messenger RNA from Populus euphratica (Euphrates poplar), 1165 nucleotides. RefSeq names its product transmembrane family 220 helix protein. Bases 544 to 1044 code for a protein of 166 amino acids. The transcript is spliced from 3 exons. Lineage: Eukaryota; Viridiplantae; Streptophyta; Magnoliopsida; Malpighiales; Salicaceae. The record is from RefSeq and is a predicted model, not a curated record.
UUCCAGUCAACUUAACAUAUACAACUGCCAAAAGUAAAAUAAUUGUGCAAGGCUGAAUCUGCCAGUGCCUUUUUGUGUUUUUCAAUUUCUUUUGGAAUAAUCAUGGAUUGAAUUAUUUAUUUUUCAGAUCUACUCUUAUCUUUUACAAGAAUUAUUUGUAAGGUAAUUAGGGCAGUAGGGCUCGAAUUUGAGUCUUGCAAGUUGCAUCCUUUCAUGCUUUGAAGUAGAAAGCUCCACUGGUAAAUGCCUGUUGACAUUGCCACUACCCUUAAAUAGACCAACUUGAUCAUCAAGUUGCAUGGCUUUCAGCCUGGGAAAUUUUAAGGCAGUAAAAGCAAUCUUCCAUUCAUCACUGAAUGAGAGGAUGGUCAACAAAAUAAAUUAAUGGUUAAAUUGGUUGGACCUUGUGGUAAUCGCUCCAAAUAAAAAGAAUAAAUAAUGUCAGCAAUAUAUAAUUAAAUAAAUGUAUCAGAAGUUGACCAUAAAGGAUUAAUCCCCUCCCUUUAUCCAUCACUUUGAUGCCUAGCUUUGAAAGAGAACAAAAUGGCAACAACCAUAGCAUUCAGCUUGUGUUCUCUACUAAUGGCUGCACUCUUUGGUUACUCUGCAGCAGUCCAGCUAAAUGACCCUGAUUGGUACUUUUGGCUCCCUCUUUAUGCUUGUGCUUGUGCUGUUAAUCUGGUGAACUGGGCAAUCUCCAAUACAACAGUCAGGCAAAUUGCCAAGGUGACAUUAUGGUUUGCUGCACUCUUGUUUCUGAAGGUUGUAAUAGAAGAUUAUGUAAAUGGAACAGCUGGCUUCUGGUCAUUAGAUCUGAGUGAGAGGGUUGUAAGGGAGAAAAUUGGAAGUGGGUUGGUUCUAAUUUCCAUGAUUUUGCAUUUGGAAGCAUCAUCAGAACCUAAACAUUCCAAGAUGCCAAGAAAGAGAAGGGAGUUCCGAAGAUCUGUUGAAUAUGGGAUGGCAAGCUUGGUGAUCUUCAGUUUAGGACUUCCUUUUGUCUUCUUUGUGAUUCAUGAUGGAGAAAUGAAGUUCGAUCAUAUCUAGGAACAAAACCAUCUGAAAUCCUUUUAAAAUGGGACAUUUCUGAUUUUGCUUGCACACUGUUAAUUUGUUCCACCGGACUCAAUUGCCAACUUCCUCCUCGUAAAGUUUCAAUUUGUAGGGC